This is a messenger RNA of Pseudovirgaria hyperparasitica, 1779 nucleotides long. RefSeq names its product MFS sugar transporter-like protein. Gene Ontology annotation, molecular function: carbohydrate:proton symporter activity. Gene Ontology annotation, cellular component: membrane. The record is from RefSeq and is a predicted model, not a curated record. Gene Ontology annotation, biological process: carbohydrate transport; transmembrane transport. The transcript is spliced from 11 exons. Bases 91 to 1779 code for a protein of 562 amino acids. NCBI's taxonomy places the organism in Eukaryota, Fungi, Ascomycota, Dothideomycetes, Acrospermales, Acrospermaceae.
UGUCGCACAGUUUUCUUUGAAACUUUGUAUGCACAGUCGCUCGCGUGCCAUUCAUCUAUCGCCAACAACAACAUUAGCAAACAGUGAGAGAUGGCACCUACGGGAGAUGGCUUUGAGAUGGAGUCCGCGGCUUUGGCCCGACGGCAGGCGCUGAUUGGGGCAGCUGGCCCUAUGGCGCUUUUUAGAAAUCUCAAGGUCUUCGGAAUCGCUUGUUUUGCGUGCCUUGGUGGCUUGUUGUAUGGAUACAACCAGGGCGUCUUUUCUGGUGUUCUGACGAUGACGUCCUUCAAAGAGCACAUGGGCUCAUACAUCGAGGAUCAGGAGACUUUGACCUGGAAUUCUUCCAAGCAAGGAUGGCUUGUGUCUAUACUCGAGCUCGGUGCUUGGUUCGGAACAAUGUAUAGCGGCUUUCUAGCCGAGAUCCUCUCUAGGAAGUACGCGAUACUUGUAAAUGUUGGCGUUUUUAUAAUUGGAGUGGUGAUUCAGACCACAGCAGUCGCAGGUUCGGGUCACAGUUCAAUAUUGGGCGGUAGGUUCAUUACAGGUAUGGGUGUUGGAUCUUUAUCGAUGAUCGUACCUAUGUAUAAUGCGGAAAUCGCGCCACCGGAGUUUCGAGGCGCUCUUGUCGGAUUGCAGCAACUGUCCAUUACUCUGGGUAUCAUGAUUAGUUUUUGGAUCGACUAUGGCACUAACUAUAUUGGAGGCACAGGUAGAAGUCAGCACGACACCUCCUGGCUUCUUCCCCUGUGUCUGCAGCUUGUUCCCGCUGUCCUACUAGGAGUCGGCAUGAUUUUCAUGCCCUUUUCGCCUAGGUGGCUCACUCAUCACGAUCGAGAAGGAGAAGCAGUCCGAGUAUUGGCAAAAUUACGAAACCUACCCCAGGAUCAUGAAUUGAUUGAGAUCGAGUUCGCUGAGAUCAAAGCGCAGUCACUCUUCGAUAAGCGAACUCUGGCAGAGAAGUUUCCUCACUUAAAAGAAUCAACUUGGGUCAAUGUACUCAAACUGCAAUUUGUAGCCAUUGCUUCACUGUUCAAGUCCAUGGCCAUGUUCAAGCGGGUCAUCGUCGCCACGCUUGUCAUGUUUUUCCAGCAAUGGAGUGGUAUCAACGCAAUCUUAUACUACGCACCGACCAUUUUUGGAGGGCUGGGACUGACGUCCAACUCGGUUUCAUUACUUGCUACAGGAGUAGUUGGCAUUGCCAUGUUCAUUGCGACGAUUCCAGCUGUCAUGUAUGUCGACAAAUUUGGACGUAAGCCUGUCCUGAUUAUCGGAGCCAUUGGAAUGGCGGUCUGUCAUAUCAUUAUAGCCGUCAUCACCGCAAAGAACCAACAUGAUUGGCCGUCGCAUCAGGCUGCCGGUUGGGCAGCUGUCGCUAUGGUCUGGCUUUUCGUCGUCCAUUUCGGAUACUCUUGGGGGCCAUGCGCUUGGAUUGUAAUAGCAGAGAUCUGGCCUCUUUCGAACAGGCCAUAUGGCAUUGCAUUAGGUGCAUCCUCCAAUUGGAUGAAUAAUUUCAUCGUCGGCCAGGUGACCCCUGAUAUGCUUUCGAGCCUCACAUAUGGAACAUACAUAUUCUUUGGACUCCUCACUUUUCUCGGCGCGGGCUUCGUCUGGUGGUAUGUACCAGAGACAAAAGGCCUCACUUUAGAAGAGAUGGACAUCCUUUUUGGAAGCGAAGGUAUCGCCGCAGCAGACAAGGAAAGAAUGAAGGAGAUCGAACAGGAGGUUGGGUUGAACAAUCUCCUUGGUUCAAACGUGCAGCAGGAAAUCGCUUCGCAGUAG